Messenger RNA from Gloeophyllum trabeum ATCC 11539, 2752 nucleotides. RefSeq lists its product as uncharacterized. NCBI's taxonomy places the organism in Eukaryota, Fungi, Basidiomycota, Agaricomycetes, Gloeophyllales, Gloeophyllaceae. The record is from RefSeq and is a predicted model, not a curated record. The coding region runs from base 60 to 2522 and encodes 820 amino acids. The transcript has 3 exons.
GCGCGAUCGCAAGACGUAGGAAAUAGAGAUUUCACUAUCUAGGUUCCUCCAAUGAUGCUAUGGGAGUGAACGGUCUGACGACGUAUCUUCGAGAGAACCGUCCCGGGGUGUCAAGAACGAUCACUUCUCCCCUGAAGGGACCACUUAACAUCGUCGUAGACGGCUGGUCAUUUAUCUAUGAACUCUACAAUUCGUCCGGUCUCCGUUGGGUUUACGGAGGGGAAUACGAGGAGUUCGGAAAGCUCGUUCAGGAUGCAGCAGAGGCAUGGCUGAAGAUCGGGGUACAACUUUUCUUCGUAUUCGACGGUCCAUACCCAAGUCUAAAGUUCUCGACGCUGACUGGACGGGUGAACGAGAAUGUGAUCCAGCCGUCCUUACUUUUCUUCCGAACAUCUGCGGUUUCGCGAUCUACUCCUAGAUUUCUGCACGAAUCACGCAUGCUACCUCCGCUUUGCUAUGAUGCGUGUGUUCUGGCCCUGCAAGAGCUUUCGCGGUCGAACGAUGCUUUGCAAGUCCACUUCGCGGACGAAGAGGGGGAUCCCUACGCUGUUGAGUUAGCUGGGCGGAUCGGAGCCUACGUCCUCGGUAACGACUCUGACUUUGUCGUCCUCAAUUCUGAAGGGUACCUCGGGUACAUACCGAUGAGCGAGGUAGUAUGGAGCGCCACUUCGUCGGAACAGGAUGACACCCGUGACGAGGAUACCGGCGACUUCCAGGUCGUCGUGAAUAAGAAAGGGAAGAAAAAGGCCAGGGGUGAUGCGAAGAGCAGUGUCGGGCUCGUGCCACCCGAGGAGGCCACUGACCUAACCGUCUCGCUGCCCGUGUACAGCCCCGCAGCACUAGCGAACCACCUACAGAUCCCCGCCACCCUUCUACCACUAUUAGGCGCACUGGUCGGGAAUGACUACAAUAGAUCGUCGUCAACGGUUGUGAACAAAAGGGAUAUCCGCUCUUUGUUCUUCGACAGGCGCCUCACUGCAUCUGGGCGUAUCACCCACGUCGCCACCACCCUGCAAUCCAUCUUGUCCGCGGCAUCGUCGCACAAGCGAAAACAAAAGCACCAGGUGAACAGCGUCAUGGAUCUCAUUGGCAGGACCGUUUCGGCUCUCUUAUUAAGGGGCCCUGGUGCACUAUCUACCGGGGAACAAGAAGAAGUCGUAGAGAAGAUCGUGGAGACUACCCUGCAAUAUGCUAUCCCGAGGUACGAAGGUACUCGGCCUGGCAAGGAAGGUCUCUGGCCAAGUGAUGUGUGUGCAUUGCACGAACCCACCGCCUGCCCUACCUGGGAAAUGAUGAGCCGUUCUCUUCCUGGGUUACAGAUGGAUGGCUCAGAGGAUGAGGCAGUUAGGGUCACCGCCUUGUAUCUUAAUGCUUAUAGGGAAGGAGACCUGUCGCCUAGGGCGCUGGAUCCCGUCAGUACGGGCUCAUCUUGGCCCAGGAUAUUCCUCGAGAAUCCUGAUCUCGAGAACACGGCAAGAUCCAUCGGGAGGCCUAUACGUGAAUGGUGCUACGCGUUACUAGACCAGGGUGUCGGGCUGCCGAUGCGGUCAGGAAGUGAUCAGGAACAUGAUGAUGAGCGUGAAAAUGACGACGAGGACGAGUUAAUUGAUGUGGUAGAGGAGUACUCGGAUGAAGAAGACCCCUUAUCUCCGCUACAAGAUGCUCUUCGGAAACUCGAUCCGUCUGCGGACGGAUCGGCAGCCAGGUUGUCUGCUUCCUCGCAGAAGAAAGAAAGUCGCAGCCAACCCAAGGUUGUAACUGAAUAUGUUCGAAGGGGUACCCGGCUCGCAGCAGAGGAUGUCACUGUACCAUCUCUAUCCUCCCUUUUAGGGGGUAUGCCGGAUGCGAAGGCCACAGGGCCCGUGCAAUUGCUUCCAGAAGAGAUGCGCUUCACCCUAUUGUUGCAUGCCUUGUUGUCCGACACUCCGUUGGUACGAGACCUCGAGCGGGACUUUCUCGUUCCAGUGCUUUCCGUGCGCUGGGUAAUUCGCCGGAUGCACGCCCGAGCUGUCGAGAACGGGAACGGUCGAGACAGACUCAAAGAGAUGUGGACCAAGAGGGAGGCCGAGGCAUUCCUUGCCAAUUUCCGCUCAUCGCCGUCCUCCUCGGAUCAAAACGCAACCAAGUCAGGGGAUGCCGGCGAUCCUGCGAUAGAGGACAGGAGUAUUCAAUUGACCGCACAAAUUUCCGCUGCAAUGGAGGCGGUCAUGCUGCUGUCGCAGACAUUGCUCCUGGGCCGUCGGGUGCCGAGUCCCGUACGGCGUUUUUCGGGACGUAAGUUCCAUGCCUUGCUCCAGACGCAUGGAAGAAUGCCCACUGCGGACGUCUGGGAAGCAUGUGUGGAUGGUCUAGACGAAUGUUUUACAGAUGAAAAGGUGAAGAAACCAAACCGAAGUCGGAAGUCAAAGGACACAGGACGAUCCGGAGACGCUGGAUCCGUUCCGAGGCAAGCUGCUGCUGCUGUCUCGCCAUCUGCAAGAAGCAGCUUCUUCAACUUACUGGCAGACAUUGGCGCUGAAUGAAAACGUUGGAUGCGUUCAUCUGUACUGUUCGAGCUGGGCUCGGAAUGGAGACAUUUUUUGCUGCGAUGGGCCUCGAGCGGCGACUACACCUUGCUGAGGUUUGCAUGCAGCGCGAUGUUGACUGAUUAGGUAUGCUGAGCGGACACGCACCUAGCACGAUAGUUCGUGACCUUUCGGGAUAUAACAGCUCAUAGUGUUGUCAUGCGGCAGAGAUGAUUCUAUGAAAGGGG